Molecule: messenger RNA, 1245 nt
Organism: Harmonia axyridis
Lineage: Eukaryota; Metazoa; Arthropoda; Insecta; Coleoptera; Coccinellidae
Exons: 6
Coding region: 1-798 (265 amino acids)
Source: RefSeq, a predicted model, not a curated record
AUGUGUAAUAGUAGUGGUCAACCGUCAACUGACGUUGACCAAGAUCAAACUCAGCAGGAAAAUUGUCAAAUGAAAAAAAUUCCAAUUUAUUUGAAUGAAGAAAGUAUGACGAAAUACUCAAUGAGAUGGUCGCAACUAUUUAUGUCCAAUGUAGAAGCCUCCAGGUUAAUUGAAUUCUGUCUCAUGAGAUCUACAUUGGAGCGAAGCUUCACUAGAAUCAAUGCUGAGAGACUCUUACUUCUAUCAGCGUUGAAACGAAGUAUGCUACUAAAGGAAAUAGUGAGAGAUGGUAAAAGACGCACUGGAGCUUUACCAAAGAACGGAUGCUUGGAAAUAUCCAAUCUCAGAAUGCCACUUAUUUACUCGUCUCGUGUACAUCGAGAGAUUGAACGAUUUUAUCUAGUAACUUUUCAAUACGAGGAUCAAUUACUAUCAAGUGAAGUACUUCAAGCAAAUAGUCAUUCAUAUUUGGAAGUCGAAGAAACAUUCGUUUUCAGGGAUCUAUCUCCUGAUUUUAUUAUAGAUGUUUCGAUAUAUUCCAUGCAUGUGAAAAGGAGGCCUACAUCUAUCUGGGAUAGUUCGAUGUGUCUCCCCUUUAAAUAUGUUAAGAGUUUAUUCACUAGAACAAUUACAUAUCCACCAUUCUGGAUAGACACAAGGGAACCAAGUUUCAAAAUUCACGGAAAAUGUGAAUUGACUCUGUCGAAAAUUAGCUCCAGUCCAUUCACGAAACUGCCCAAAUCCAGGAGCAAAACUCCUAAUCUGGAAAAUCAUAUUCGAGACGAGAGGGCUUGUUGAACUUGAUUUAUCAGAGCUAUUCCGUGGAUAUUGUCUCAACAAUUUGGAAAUAUUGACAAAACCAGACUAUAUUCCUACAGAUGCGGACACAGCUGAAAAGCUACGACGUACGGAAUUACGAAAUUUGUUAUUUCCAUUAAUAAUAUACCUACCACUUUUGUGUGUUGAUAUUGCAGACCGUAUCAAAUGGGCAUACUUUUUCAUAUCUCGUCUCGAAUAGUUUGACCAGAUUUUAUAAGAAGAUCACAAGUACUUCAGAUGGAAAUUCAUCGAUGAAAAAUUCUAUUUCCACUUUUUAAAAUGUAUAUAUUGUAUAAAUAGCAAUUCUUUCACAUUUUUAAUAUUUUGAAAUUCUACAUGUAUAAAAUAAGAGUUAUGGCUUAACAUUCCUAAUAAAUAAAUAAUUGUAAUGUAUAAAUUGUAUAAAUAGCAAUUCUUUCACAUUUU